This is a messenger RNA of Amborella trichopoda, 1502 nucleotides long. RefSeq lists its product as uncharacterized. Lineage: Eukaryota; Viridiplantae; Streptophyta; Magnoliopsida; Amborellales; Amborellaceae. Gene Ontology annotation, cellular component: membrane; mitochondrion. The record is from RefSeq and is a predicted model, not a curated record. Gene Ontology annotation, biological process: mitochondrion organization.
UUUUCUGUUUGUUGUCCAAGGAAUUACGAGUCGCUAAAACCCCUUUCGAAACCCCCCAUGUCUUAACCUCGUCUUCUCUUCGAUUCCAUUUGCCAUUUCAUUGAGCGCUCAAUGCCUGGUAAUUUCACCUUCUAGAGAAGUAGAGAAACCAUAUUGCAACCCUAGCUUUCAUGGCGAUUUGGAGGUACAGUGCACUUAAAUCCAUGAAAGGUCUGAACAAUUUACUGUUGGCUAGAGGAUACAGUGCUGCGAUUGUACCAGGUCUCCAUUCUACUCGGCUUCCAAGGCCUGAAUGUGCUCAUCUAUUGACUACCGUUCGCCAUAUGCGAAGUCGAAGGAGUAGUGAUGAUUGGAGCAUGAGAUAUGAGCAGAGCCCACCAACAAACUGGGGCAUUCGUAUUGUUCCUGAAAAGAAAGCAUUUGUCGUGGAACGGUUCGGAAAGUACUCAAAGACCCUUGAGUCUGGCUUUCACCUACUAAUACCUGGGGUUGACCGCAUUGCUUAUGUGCACUCUCUAAAAGAAGAGGCCAUCCCCAUCCCUAAUCAAUCAGCUAUAACUAAAGAUAAUGUCAGUAUUUCAAUUGAUGGAAUACUUUAUGUGAAGAUUGUGGACCCAAUUCUAGCAUCAUACGGAGUUGAGAAUCCAUUUUUUGCCAUUAUUCAACUUGCACAGACGACCAUGCGGAGCGAGCUUGGUAAAAUUACACUGGAUAAGACUUUUGAAGAAAGAGACACCCUUAAUGAGAAAAUUGUGAAAUCCAUAGAUGAAGCUGCAACUUCUUGGGGUCUCAAGUGUCUGCGUUAUGAGAUACGGGACAUAUCUCCUCCUCCUGGAGUGAAGGCAGCUAUGGAGAUGCAAGCUGAAGCAGAGCGAAGAAAACGUGCUCAAGUGCUCGAGUCUGAAGGAGAGAGGCAAGCAUUCAUUCUGAAGGCAGAAGGAGAAGCUGAAGCGAUCCUUGCCAGGGCUCAAGCAACAGCAGAAGGGAUUUCUCGGCUUUCAAAUGCUCUCAAAUCUGAUGGAGGUGCAGAGGCAGCCAGCCUAAGAAUCGCUGAGCAAUACAUUCAGACCUUCGGUAAUAUCGCUAAGGAGGGCACCACACUAUUGCUCCCUAGCACAGCUGCCAAUCCGGCAAGUAUGAUGGCCCAGGCUUUAUCGAUAUACAAGAGCCUAAUAGGUGCAGGCCAGAAUGGUGCGCAAGAGAGCUCAGGUGCCAAGAAAAGUGGGGAUAACCAUGCAAAGCAAGCUGGGGAAGAUAGCAUUACAUCUACUGUUCUAGAUGCUUUGCCUGGUGAAUCCAGCUUCACGCUUCAGAGCCCAAGGAAGAAUCGUGGUUGAUUUAAUCAGUGUGAAUAGCUUGCAGCUAUUCAAUUUUGUUGGGUUUUAAUUUGGAGAUAUUCUUUUGUCAUUUACAAAUAAACCUAAAAAUUUGUCUGUGAAUUGCCAAUUUUGAUGUGGCCUGGGUAAGUAGUAAUAUAAUAGUUAUUGAGACGUUGAGCUCCA